GCCCAUCUCGCCAACGCUCGGUCGACGGCACCAUCCACAAUGGCGAGCCGUGUGUCCAACCCCCGGAAAGCACCCGCAAGCCCUUUCUACACCCGGGCUUUGUUAGAACCCGACAAAAUGUCUACGUCGUGGCCUAGUCCUUUUCGGUUCGUGGAUAUAUGGGAGCUCGAUUUCUUCCUAAAUCUCAAGUUCCACUUCACUCUUUCCAUUCCGAAGUCAGAGGAUCUCUUCGUUCCUAAUAAAUAAGACACAAUUCUUUACCUCAAACCUUUGUUGCCUGUCGCUCACACCAACAUUUCUGAACCCGGCUUCCAGGGGUUCGUGAUAGGUUCUUCGGGUCGAAGGAUAUCAACGGCUUUCAUCAUGGCCAUGGCGACUGGACGACCUACGACUUCACAAAGCGGCAAUUCGGGUGCGACAGAAAAGGUCUCUCUCGAUGUGGCGACUCCGAGCGACUCGAGCAAACUGGGCGACACCUAUCAGGAGCAAUCGGCCCCAAGGGUUGUGCUCUUGCUGACCUCGGUCCUCCUCAGCAUGUUUCUAGUUGGUCUAGAUAGGACCAUUAUUUCAACGGCCAUACCCCAAAUCACGAAUGACUUCCACUCCCUUCCUGAUGUUGGCUGGUACGGGAGUGCAUACACGUUGUCAUCCUGCUCGUUUCAACUCCUGCUCGGAAAGCUCUACACGCUCUAUGCCGUCAAAGGCGUCUUCCUCGCGAACGUCCUGCUAUUCGAACUCGGCUCCGUUGUCUGUGGGGCCGCUUCGAACUCAACCGCCUUCAUCGUGGGAAGAGCACUCGCCGGAGUUGGCGCGGCUGGGAUCUUUUCAGGAUCCAUCGUAACUAUAGUCUACGCUGUUCCUCUGGAGAAGCGGCCCCAAAUACAAGGCCUGUUCGGCGCCCUCUUCGGCAUUGCUUCAAUUGUCGGUCCCUUGAUUGGUGGCGCCUUUACUUCAAAGAUAUCAUGGAGAUGGUGCUUUUACAUCAAUCUGCCUUUCGGAGCGGUGGCAAUGGCCGUCAUUGCUUUGUGUCUAAAGGUCCCCGACCGAGAUACAACCAAGCUCCCUUGGACGAAAAAACUGACACAGCUGGAUUUCCUUGGAACCUCGGCUUUGAUACCUUGUGUGGUCUGUCUUCUGUUAGCACUCCAGUGGGGUGGCCAGACGUAUGCUUGGAGCAAUGGGCGAAUCAUAGCAUUGCUUACUCUUAUGGGAGUAUUGGGCAUUGCUUUUGUUGCCGUUCAGAUACUCCUUCCCGGCACUGCCACAAUCCCGCCGAGAAUCUUCAAGCAGCGCAGCAUCGCGGCUGGCUGCUGGGCAACAACAUGUAUCGGGGCUUCGAUGUACAUCUAUACGUACUUCCUCCCGAUCUGGUUCCAAUCAAUAACCGGAUCCUCUGCCGUAGACUCAGGCAUCCGACUACUGCCUCUGAUGCUAUCAAUGGUCGCCGCAUCUAUCUUCGGUGGAAUCGCGACUCAGAAGAUCGGAUACUACACACCAUUCGCGAUUCUCGGAGCGUUCCUCAUGUCCGUCGGCUCAGGACUCCUGACGACCCUCCAAGUCGACACGACCGAAGGCAAGUGGAUCGGAUACCAAAUCCUCUACGGAUUCGGCAUGGGCCUCGCUUUCCAAGCACCAAAUCUCGCCGCGCAAACCGUUCUACCUAAGCAGGAUGUGGCGAUCGGCUCGGCGCUCAUGUUCUUCGGGCAGCUUAUCGGGGCAACUGUGUUCAUCUCUAUUGGGGAGAACGUACUGGAUAAUCAGCUUCUGAAACGACUUUCUGGCUUGCCUGGGUUUGAUCCUAGCCUUGUCACAUCGGGCGGCGCCACGUCAUUGCUCAGCUCACUGCCUGCGAGCAUGCGGGGAACGGUUCUCACGGCUUAUAAUGAGGCGCUCCGCGUGGUGUUCCAGGUUGGGUUGAUCGUGUCGUGUCUUACUAUCCUCGGCUCGGUUGCUUUGGAGUGGAAGAGCGUUAAGAAGGAGGCUGCUGCGCAGGCGGAGAACCGCGCCGCGAACGCGAAAUCGGGUGGCGCAGAGAAGGAGGCUGGUGUGUAAAUAUAUAAGAAGUAACUGUAGGAGGAGAGACCCACAUUGGAUAGUUGUUACACGUUGUUUGUUAGACGGGUCGUGCGUUUCUUGUAUAAAACCCUAGGAUUUCGGUUUCGUUUCUUCGUGUUGUCCUCUCUGCAUGGUAAAUGUAUUAUUAGAUGUUUUCUACAUAUCUCUUG
Messenger RNA from Trematosphaeria pertusa, 2225 nucleotides. RefSeq names its product putative MFS aflatoxin efflux pump. The transcript is spliced from 5 exons. NCBI's taxonomy places the organism in Eukaryota, Fungi, Ascomycota, Dothideomycetes, Pleosporales, Trematosphaeriaceae. The record is from RefSeq and is a predicted model, not a curated record. Gene Ontology annotation, biological process: transmembrane transport. The coding region runs from base 364 to 2052 and encodes 562 amino acids. Gene Ontology annotation, molecular function: transmembrane transporter activity.